UCCGUCCAGAGCAACCGGCAACACAAUCGCUGCGUCCAGUGUGGGCAGGGGAGGUGGCGGCCGGGGCAGGCGGGCACACAGGGGGCGUGUGGUUGGUAGUCGGGGGCUCUGCUGGUGGCACGCAGCCUGGACACCUGUGGAGCGCCAUAUCUGGGCGACUCGGGACCUGGUGACUGCAGAAGACUGGGGAAGGAUUGUCACCAUGUGUGUGUGAAGUUCCUCCUCUUUAGGACGCGUGAAGGAGAACAUAAGGCAGCCGUGAUCCCUGACUGUGAGGUUUCCACCUGUGCCUCUAUCAUCUCUUCCACAAUAUGAUUUCUACAGGUCGGCAGGUGGCGAAAGUCAACGUUACCGACUGGAUCCAACUUGGGGGUGGUCCACAAGGCAACCUCGGCCUCCAGCAUCCUCAUCAUCUAGGCAAUGACGAUUUCUGAUAGUGGAGAUCAUAUACUCAUGUCCGGUCAAGAUAUGGAGGUCCAGGUAUCCCGUGUGGCACCAUUUGGAGAAAUGUCACAGUUGAGAAGUGGAUCUGGAAGGAGGAGGUCACACACUCAAGACAACUCUUACUGUGAUCUGUCUAAUGAACCGGUUAUCCAGAGAAGUAAUUCUCUCAGUAGACCACAUUCACGUACCAGGAACUCUGCGGUUUUUACAAGUCAUCCUCAAGACAAGACAUAUAUCUCUUUAAGUGACAGUAACCUCAGCUGCGGGGUGAUACCCAAGGAGCUGCAGUCCAGGCUUCUUGACUUGAAGGACUAUAAAUCCAGAACCCGCGCUAUCGAGGAACUGAAGUAUCUCAUCCAAGGCUGCGACUUCAGUUCAGUCUCCUAUUCCAACAUGGUUGGGUUCAUCAGCUUUUUAUGUACGCUGCUCGAUGACAGCAACUUCACGGUCGUCCUUGUCACGUUAGACGUCCUUAACUGCUUUGUCCUUAACCUUGGUCAAGGUGUGAAGGAGUUCCUCCGACCCAUUGUGUCUUCCACGGUGAAACUCCUGGGAGAUGGUAAGAUAACGGUGAAACAGGAGUAUAUGAAAAUUUACAUGAGGCUCAUGAAGGUGGCCGGACCCUACACGGUGUUGACUGUGCUGCUCGAAAACCUGAAACACAAAAACUCCAGGGUGAGGGAGGAGGUGGUGAACAUCUGCAUCGUGUCCCUGUUGACCUAUCCAAGCGAGGACUUCAACUUACCGUUUUUGGCUUGCGAGAUCGCGCCGUGUUUAAUCGACAGCAAGAGGAGAGUUCGCCAUGCCACCUUGGAAGCCUUCGCCGUCUUGGCGGCCUCUAUGGGCACCGGAAAAAGCAGCCUGUUCAAAGCGGUCGAUGAAGUCGAGCUCCAAGAAAAUGGCGACGGGCUAAUGAAUGCCGUUAAUGCCAGGUUGGCACGCAAAACUCUUCCCAGGAUCACCCCCCAAGGUUUGGUAGAGUAUGCCCUGCCCUUCCCAUCAUCCGCACAGACCAGAGGGACCCAUCAUCUGCCCGGAGCAGACACUGACUGGCUCUUAACUGGGAAUCGGGUACAGAGCGGACAUUACCAAGCGGCAGAUCAUGGUGGGAGAGGAGGGGUCCCUCACAUUGAUCCUGUCGCUCGCAGAAUGCUGAGCGCUGGGAAAGGAAAAAAUAAGUUCCCCUGGGAAAGUCAAGACCCAGGAGUGUUGGAUGUGUUUCCUGGAACGCCGACCUCUGAACAGACGCCCUUCACGUUUGAUCUUCAUCACACGCCCAUUGUAAAGACCCCAACUGCUAAGACUAGAAAUUCUCUGCACCAGGCACCUCCCGAGUACGGCGUCCAGCCCGAGACCCUGCCGGCGUUCUCUGGUAAGGAAGAGGCUCCCAUUCCACUGAAGGCUUCCAUGGUCAGACUCCCAUCAGGUCGAAAAGACCUCAAUAAUGCCAAGCCUGUCCCCCCAAUCACUAAAGGGGUGAAAUCUUUGCCAGAAAUCCGUUCAGUGUCUGGCAGCUAUGUCUGGAGUGAUGCCAAACCCCUCGACAAGGCCUGUGAAGAGGAGAGUCUUGUGCUUGACCUCUUGGAUCUAAGCUUAAGAGAUGAAGACGAUCUUGAAGAGAUGGAAAGUUCUCUUAGAAAUGUGCGGAACAGCGCAGCUAGGAAGAGAGCCAAGAUGAGCGGCAGCCUGUCUGACCUGGAGAGCCCAGACUCUAUGAAGAUAGACCUGAAUAUGGAUUCUCCGUCUUCUACGUCUUCCCCAAUUAGCUGUUGUUAUAGUGAGAGUGGGGUCUAUAGCCGGGAGUCCCAGCAUUCACCUCUGUCACCCACCCCACAGCUGAAGAAAAUGUCCGAUGUGACUCUGGUUUCAAAAUUACGGCCGUCAAGAGUCCUUUCUGCACGAAACAAGGAUGCUGUGAAAAAGCCGGACAGUCUUCCCCUAGGAACCUCUGUCAAUGAUAAACCGGUGACUGUGAUUGGACAGCGGAUGAAUUACAGGAACGGGACUGCAGAUGUUGAUGAGAAUCUCUCCAAGGAGAUUGCCCUCGCUUUUACAAGGCAUCCGCCUAAAGAUCUGCAAAGAGCUGCAAAACCUAUAAAGGGGAUCACCACAUCAGCCUCUAAUUUCCAGCAACAUAACAAUGACCACGACCUGACCGGCCUCUCGUCGGAGGAUUCUGUGGCAGUCAUUGGCAAAGGGGUCUUUGAAACUCUGCCUCCCACCCUUCAGUCUCACAGCCUGUCAUCUUUCUCCGCACAAGACGAUUACAGUCCAGUAAAGCAGAGUUUUCAGCCGCCCACAGGAGUCUACGGCCGAGCGGUCCAGCAGAACACGUCUACCUUGGACAACGAUGUUAAAGUCGCCAUAGCCAAAUCCGCCCGAGACAAGAUGAGGCAGAAGCGAGAGCAUAGCCUGAAAGAGCUGAUGGACGUCAAGGAUCCAGUGAGGAGGGAGAGGCUGUCCCACACUGACCCGGGCCCGGUGGCCAGAGAAUCCUGGAGGUCUCGGCCGGACUGUCUGGAGAACGUAGACUCAAGGCCCCCAGCCUUAAAAAGAACUUCCAGCUUGAAGAAAUCCUUAGCACAACGGAGUCCUUACAGAGAUCGAUCUUCUGUCAGUUGUAGCUCGGAUAUCGACCCGUCGGUGCCCAGGGAACUGACCAGACCAGACCUGUCCAUCACUGAAGUGUUUAAAUUGCUGUCUGAUGAUGACUGGGAGAAGAAGAUCGAAGGCCUCAACUUGGUUCGAUCACUUUGCCUCUUCCAUUCAGAUGUUGUCCUGGAAAAACUUCAUGAACUUAAGAUUGCGGUGACGCAAGAGGUGAAAAACUUGCGCUCCUCGGUUUCCCGGGCAGCAAUCGGCUGUUUAGGAGACAUGUUCGCACAUCUUAAGAAGAACAUGGACCACGAGCUGGACAAUUGUGUCCGCGUCCUUCUGCACAAGGCCGGAGAAACAAACACCUUCAUCCGAGAGGAUGUGGACAAGGCCCUCGAUGCCAUGGCCCAGAACGUGACGCCGGCGAGAGCUCUCGCUGCCCUCAUAAAUGGAGGACUCGGCCACUUGAACACUGCGGUCAAAAAAUGUGCAGCACAACAUAUGUCUGAUCUGGUGGAGAGAAUGGGGCCGGGCUGGAUCCUGUCUGGCAUAAAGGACAUCACAGAUCGGGCAGUGCCUGCUAUUGCCAAGUUUGCUCAGGAUGGCUCCCAGGAGACCAGGUUCUUUGGCCGAAAGAUGUUGCACUAUCUAAGGUCUCAUCCAGAAUUUGACAAGAUGCUGGAAAAAUAUAUCCCGACCAAGGACUUGCCUUACAUAAGAGACGUAGUUAAGCAAAUUCAAGUCAAGGGGGUUGGGGAGAUCCACGAGACUUCAUCAGCUCGAGGAAGAAGAUCCUACCACGGCAGUGUCGGCAGCCUGAGAGCUUCAUCUGUCUCACAGAACACGCACAAUACCCUGGACAGCGUGUUGCACAGAGACCAGAGAUCGUAAUGAAUGGACCAUUACUGAAUUGCACAGUCUGAGGGGGACAUCGCCACUCCAGGGCUACAGAUGCGUCCCCGCAAGUCCCGCGCAUUAAAGACACUAAUAUUCGGAACCUUUAUAAUGACACUAGCCAGAAGAGUAUUAAACCCCUUUGUGAAGUGACCUGUUACUACUUGAUAUCGUGAGUCUUCGUCAGGUAUGGCUGCAUCUCUCAUACAGGAGCCACUUGGCUGGGGCAGCUUUUUUCUCCUCUUUGAUCAUGGUUUAUUAGAGACGGGAAAGAGAAUAUCCUUCUCAUACCACAUCCACCUACAUUGUGCCUUGGAAAUGUGAGAAGUAUCUUUCCAGUUCUUUGCACUCGGUGACUGUGUCAAAUCUAGAGCUGUCUUUCAAGACUUAAAGGGGUCCUCCGGACUUUUGAUAUUGAUGAC
Messenger RNA from Bufo bufo (common toad), 4355 nucleotides. It is a transcript of the gene TOGARAM1, whose product is annotated as TOG array regulator of axonemal microtubules 1. Gene Ontology annotation, molecular function: microtubule binding. Gene Ontology annotation, biological process: microtubule cytoskeleton organization. The coding region runs from base 421 to 3930 and encodes 1169 amino acids. The record is from RefSeq and is a predicted model, not a curated record. Lineage: Eukaryota; Metazoa; Chordata; Amphibia; Anura; Bufonidae. Gene Ontology annotation, cellular component: cilium; cytoplasmic microtubule. The transcript has 18 exons.